Molecule: messenger RNA, 710 nt
Organism: Candidula unifasciata
Lineage: Eukaryota; Metazoa; Mollusca; Gastropoda; Stylommatophora; Geomitridae
Source: the annotation of a GenBank genome assembly
CAACUCAGAAACAGUUGAAGUUCACUCACAUCUUGGCUGGUGCUACUGCAUUUGGAAAGAACAUUUUGCCAAGAUUAGCUGCAAAACUUGAUGUGUCUCCUAUUUCUGAAAUAAUUGGUGUGGAGAACGAUAGCACAUUUGUUAGAACAAUCUAUGCAGGAAAUGCAAUUCAGACAUUGCAUUCGAAUGAGCCGGUGAAAAUUAUUACUGUCAGAGGGACUUCCUUCGAGGCAGCACCAACUGGAAGCAGUGCUCCUACAGAGAAAAUUUCUGUCGAAGUGGUGAAAAGUCAAGUGUCUGAGUUUGUUGGUCAGGAGUUGAGUAAAAGUGACCGUCCUGAACUGACCAGUGCCAAGUCUGUUGUGGCUGGAGGGCGAGGCAUGAAAAGUGGAGAGAACUUCAAGCUGUUGUAUGAUCUGGCAGACAAACUGAAUGCAGCUGUAGGAGCAUCUAGAGCAGCCGUCGAUGCUGGCUUUGUACCCAACGACUUGCAAGUGGGUCAGACUGGAAAGAUUGUUGCUCCGGAACUCUACAUCGCAGUAGGCAUCUCUGGGGCUAUACAACAUCUGGCUGGCAUGAAAGACAGCAAAGUUAUUGUGGCCAUAAACAAGGACCCUGAAGCCCCUAUCUUUCAAGUUGCAGAUUAUGGACUAGUUGAAGAUCUGUUUACGGCCGUUCCAAAAUUGACAGAGCUGCUCAGCAAGAAGUAA